AUGCUUCGGUCUCUUAUUUCUUGCAGACUGCUUUCGCUGUCGUCGUUACUUCGAAGCGCUGCUCCCGCAGUAUCUAGUGCCGCCAAGUCAUUACCGGACUUAACUUACCUCAAAUUCGAUUCGAACGCUUCGAAAGACCUUUAUGCCGUUUGCAAAAUUCACAAUAUUCCAUACAUGGUCACUAAGGGCGACAAGUUGAUCUUGCCAUACAGAAUAAAAAACCACGAGGUUGGUGAUGUGUUAAAGUUGAACAACGUCGUCACUCUUGGUUCCAGAAACUUCACCUACAACGACUUCAACGGUAUUCCCGAGGAGGCCUACGAAUUGACGGCCACCUUAGCAGAAAUCACCAGAGAGCCUAGAUAUGAGGUCGUCAGAAAGAAGCAAAGAUGCAGAAGGAAGAAGACUACUGUUGUGGAGCCUUUUCAGACACAUUUGAUCAUCAACGAGUUAAAGUUGAAAUAG
Messenger RNA from Candidozyma auris, 465 nucleotides. Its product is annotated as mitochondrial 54S ribosomal protein bL21m. Gene Ontology annotation, cellular component: mitochondrial large ribosomal subunit; ribosome. The record is from RefSeq and is a predicted model, not a curated record. Lineage: Eukaryota; Fungi; Ascomycota; Pichiomycetes; Serinales; Metschnikowiaceae. The transcript has a single exon. Gene Ontology annotation, molecular function: structural constituent of ribosome. The coding region runs from base 1 to 465 and encodes 154 amino acids.